Molecule: messenger RNA, 2709 nt
Organism: Spea bombifrons (plains spadefoot toad)
Lineage: Eukaryota; Metazoa; Chordata; Amphibia; Anura; Pelobatidae
Product: von Willebrand factor A domain-containing protein 5A-like
Exons: 19
Coding region: 10-2415 (801 amino acids)
Source: RefSeq, a predicted model, not a curated record
AUUGGAAACAUGGCUCCCUGCUGUGGUCUCGUCACAUCAGCGAUGGUUCCAGUCCCCCUAAAGGGGAUCUCGGUGGACGUCCAGGUGAAAGGCUUCGUGGCCGACGUAUCUGCUACUCUGAAGUAUAAGAACUUGGAGGAGAAUGCGGUGGAAGCCGUCUUCGUGUUCCCCAUGGAUGACGACUCUGCCGUCUACAGCUUUGAGGCGACGGUGGAAGGGAAGAAGAUUGUGGCAGAAAUCCAGGAGAAGGAGCAGGCUCAUAAAACCUACGAUGAAGCCGUCAGCCAGGGCCAGCAGGCCUUCCUACUGGAGGAGGACGAGAGCUCCGGGGACAUCUUCAGCUGCAGCGUGGGGAACCUGCUCCCGGGGCAGGAGGCGGAGGUGACUCUGUGCUUUGUGCGGGAGCUGCCGGUGGAGGCGGAUGGAGCGGUGCGUUUUGUGCUGCCGGCCGUGCUCAACCCCAGAUACACUCCAGAAGGAGAAAAGCACAGCGUUACGAUGGAGACCCCUGCGCUGUCUGUUGACCGGAUUCCGUACACGUUGACCAUGAACACUCACUUCCAGUCUGCAAACGCCAUCUCAAAGGUUGAGUCUAGCAGUGCCAUUACCCCUUUGGAGUACACUAACGAGGAUAAGACGGCGGCCAAGGUGUCCCUGGCUGAGGGUCACAAGUUUGACCGAGACGUGGAACUUCUUGUCUAUUACGCGGAUGUGAACAAACCUAGUGUCAUUGUAGAGACGGGGCUUCCGGAUAACGAAGCAGGUUCCAUGUUGGCUGAGCCCGUGGUCAUGUUAAACUUCUACCCCAGCUUCCCCGUUACACAAGCGCAAUCUAACUGCUGGGAGUUCAUCUUCGUGAUGGAUAGAUCUGGAAGUAUGACCUGUAACAUGAAUCAAGAGCCAAAUUCUCCAUCUCGAAUCCAAAGUGCCAAGGAGACGCUGGUCCUUCUGCUGAAAAGCUUACCACUUGGUAGCUACUUCAACGUAUUUGGAUUCGGGUCAACGUUCGAGUCCUUCUUCCCGGAAAGCGUGGCGUACACCCAGGAGUCCAUGACGGAAUCCAUAAAGAGGAUUAAUGAACUUGAGGCGGAUCUUGGAGGAACAGAAAUCCUGCAACCCUUACAAAAAAUCUACAAGACGGCGGUGAGGCCCGAGCACCCCAGACAGCUCUUUGUCUUCACGGACGGGGAAGUUUCCAACACGAAGGGUGUGAUUGCCGAGGUUCGCAGAAACUCCCCCAAUCACCGAUGUUUCACUUUUGGGAUCGGGGAAGGAGCCUCCACCGCGCUUAUUAAAGGCAUGGCCGGCGCUGGGAACGGCACCUGCGAGUUUAUUACGGGCAACGAGAGAAUGCAGCCCAAGGUUCUGAGGACCCUGAAAUGCGCCUUGCAGCCCAUAGUAAGGGAAGUGACUCUGACAUGGACUCUCCCUCCUGGCCUGGAGGCCGUAACGAUCUCCAAAGCCCCCAGCGCCAUUUUCCAGGGCCAGCGCUCUAUUGUCUAUGCCCAGCUGAAGGGACAGGUGGAUGAGAACGCGGAAGGUAAAGCCAGUCUUACCUACAAAUUUAAAGAAGAAGUCUUCACAAAUGAUCUGGAAUUACCCCUGAAAUCCGAGAAGACUGAGAGGCCCACCAUCCACAGGUUGGCAGCCAAGGCUCUGAUCUCUGAGCUAGAGGGCGACGCUGACUCUGAGGAGGUGAAAAAGAGGAUCUUGGAGACCAGUCUCCAGUCGGGAGUCAUCUCCUCCCUUACGGCCUAUGUGGCCAUUGACAAGGAAAGCAAGAGCCUUGUUGAGGGUCCUCCGGUGCGUCGUGACAUCCCACAUCCAGCAAUGCCCUACAUGGCUCGUUGCAUGGCUGGCCCCCCGGUACCCAUGCUGGACAUGGUAAUAGAACUUUGUGAAGCUCCAUCGAUUAGAGAGAGAGGAACAUGCGCCGCUGCAGAGUCCUUGGAUCAGCCAGGCGGGAAUGCGGGGGCAUCCGAAGUCCCAGAAAUUGCAGUCUGCAGUAUAUUUGGCCCAGAGUCUGACUCCAAAAUUCCGGACCAACCAGAACCAGGUUUAUCGUCUUCUGACCCAGAAACCGAGCAGACCCCUGCUGUCUUCAGGCUGAUCACGCUGCAGAACGCUGACGGCUCCUGGGACCCUAGUUCAGAAUUGGCCUCUAUCCUGGGCGUGUUGGAGGACUUCACAGAGAACCGCCCCGAACAGGCUGUGGAAACCCCCGUGUGGACCACGAUUCUUGCUCUACUCUGGCUUCACACAUCGGGUCUGGAGCAGAGAGAUGAGUGGGAGCUUCUGGAAGGGAAGGCGCUGUCAUGGAUAAAGUCCAAAGCAGGGUCUUCUUUGGGCGAGUUAGUCCAAGCUGGGAACGCCCUGCUGAAAUCCUCCGUGGCUCCUGACGUGUUCGGCGUAUAACCGAGGAACAGGCUGGUGGAAAACCAAAGACGGCGAAAGGCUUUACCCCCAACUUCUCCAACCUUCUUCCACCGCAGACUGCGUUACUGGAAUAAGUGAAGCGGCAACCAAGAAAACGUCUCAAAUCCCCGAUUUCACACAAACCGUGUGUGUGGGGGGGUUAAUUUGUUCCCCUAUAAAGGACCAACAGGACGGGUCUGAUAUCUGUCAUACUGUAGAAUGCUAUAGUUAUCUGUGCAACAUUGUAGCAUCUCGCUGGUGUCCAGUUAAAUAAAUCUCUUGGGUUAAAGUUGA